AUGCAAAUCAAAAAAUUUCAACUGUCGCCGCCCAGUCUCGAGGAGCUGGCUGAGAGGCUCCGAUCUCCACUGGCGGCCAACUUUCACUUUUCGUCCGUCACAGUUGAAGCUUGCCCUGACCUUCGCCAAGCUCCAUUCCACCUAGCUACGCGGGGUUUGUCUGGGGAUGAAAGGGUGGCCGAUAUUGGCGGGCAGCCUAAUCUGUUUCCUCGCCCGCGGCUCGACAGCUUUUGGGCUAUGGAUGAACUCGCUGCAGCAAUGGAUAUGAACAGUGGCAGUGGCAGUGGCAGUGGCAGCUUGAUCGGCGCUGGCGCUGGCCCGUUUCACAUCAUUGGUCAGAAUAGCGAGCUUGCUCCCAAUCUCAGCUGGGAAGAUGGGUUACAGACAAUCAACAACCAGACCCGAAUCAUCAAAAUUAUGAAGACCACAGGUGGCGUAGGCGUUGAGAAGAGUUCUUCAUUGGACUGUGGAUUGAUGGCAAACCUUUUCGGCUGCUCGGGCGAACCUGGGCCUGUUCUUAGGGUUGUUGCCCGAGGACGAAAAGGUGUCGAGAAGAGCUUCACCGAAUGCAUUCGCAAGGCACUGUACUCUGCAUAUGGCGACGAUCAUGCCGUGAGUUUGGGGGGAGCAUUCGUGGUCAAGUCUGGGAAGGCGGUUUAUCACAUCAUGCCCGACUUCCCUCCAGAACGCGAUCUUCCUUUCAAAGACCGUGGCCAAGUCGACGCGUGGCUCACUUGGCAUGAAUUCCAGGCUCCAAUGGUGUGCUUGUCAGUUCUUCACUCUGCAGAUCCCGACAAACUUGGUCUGCGGAUGGAGCAUACACAUUGUUUCUCAUCGGAAGGGAAUGCUGGAGGUCACUAUCACUACGAAGCGGAUGAUUCCGCAGAGGACGUUGAGUAUGAGGGCUACUUCAACACAGCAAAAGUAAUCUACAGGAUAGACAAUCCGGCGGCCGCUUAA
Messenger RNA from Colletotrichum aenigma, 960 nucleotides. Its product is annotated as Ester hydrolase C11orf54-like protein. The transcript has a single exon. The coding region runs from base 1 to 960 and encodes 319 amino acids. Gene Ontology annotation, molecular function: zinc ion binding; hydrolase activity, acting on ester bonds. Gene Ontology annotation, cellular component: nucleus. Lineage: Eukaryota; Fungi; Ascomycota; Sordariomycetes; Glomerellales; Glomerellaceae. The record is from RefSeq and is a predicted model, not a curated record.